This is a messenger RNA of Microplitis demolitor, 3473 nucleotides long. RefSeq names its product protein EFR3 homolog cmp44E (gene stmA). The coding region runs from base 184 to 2631 and encodes 815 amino acids. Gene Ontology annotation, cellular component: plasma membrane. The record is from RefSeq and is a predicted model, not a curated record. Gene Ontology annotation, biological process: protein localization to plasma membrane. The transcript has 11 exons. Lineage: Eukaryota; Metazoa; Arthropoda; Insecta; Hymenoptera; Braconidae.
AGCUGUGGAAAGCAGUGGGAACUCGAUUUAACUCUUUCAACGUUACUAUAAGACUAUAAAUAAAAUAUUAUAACUAUUAAGUCUUCACUCGAUGAUAAGUGCAAUUAUUUCAACUAAUUGUUUACUAGUUCAUUUAUAGUAGAUAAUAAAUUUCUUAUUAAAUUUGGUUGCCAUCUUCUAAUUAUGCUAGGUUGUUGUUGGUGUUGUUCAGCUUUAAGACCGAGAUAUAAACGACUUGUUGAUAAUAUUUUUCCAGUUAAUCCUCAGGAUGGGCUAGUCAAAAAUAAUAUGGAAAAAUUAACCUUUUACUCGUUAAGUAGUCCAGAAAAACUAGAUAGAAUUGGAGAGUACUUAUUUCAACGUGCUUCAAGAGAUAUUUAUAGACGACGAAAUGGAUUCGUUGUUAUUGCCAUGGAAGCAAUGGAUCAGCUACUACUUGCUUGUCAUGCUCAAACUUUAAAUCUUUUUGUUGAAAGUUUUUUGAAAAUGAUUCAAAAGCUUUUAGAGUCUACAGAUCCUCAAUUACAAAUUUUAGCCACACAAUCGUUUGUCCGCUUUGCCAACAUCGAAGAAGACACGCCAUCUUAUCACACACGUUAUGAUUUCUUUGUAUCAAAAUACUCAGCAAUGUGCCACGCCAACAAUGACAACCAUGACGUUCGUAAGCAGAUUCGGCUUGCCGGAAUACAAGGCCUACAGGGUGUCGUGAGAAAAACUCUUUCUGAUGACCUUGUAGAAAAUAUUUGGGAAUCUGUACACAUGGACAAGAUUGUUCCAUCACUUUUAUAUAAUAUGCAAAGUUCAAGGUAUGCAGAUAAAGAAAAUGCAACACUAGAUAGUCCGACAGAAGAAAGGUCUGAUCCUCCUCAAUUCGCUGAAACAUGUAUGCGUGAACUUGUUGGUCGGGCAUCUUUUGGUCACAUACGUUGUGUUAUUCGACCUGUGUUAAGACACUUAGAUAAUCAUAAAUUAUGGGUUCCCAAUUAUUUCGCAAUACAUACAUUCAGAAUAAUUAUGUUUUCUAUUCAAUCACAAUAUUCUUACACCGUUGUCGAAGCUUUAAUGACUCAUCUUGAUGAUAAUUCGAAGUCUUCACCAAAAAUUCGAACAAGUAUUGCAGAUACACUGUCAAAAAUUAUUGCUAUCGCCGCUGGAGAGAGUGUGGGGCCAUCCGUAUUGGAGAUUAUAAAUUCUUUGCUUUCUCAUUUGCGUAUUAGUGUAACAAGAAACCAGUAUUCUAGUAAUGAUGAGCAGCUCUAUCAAGAAGCUCUAAUUAACGCUUUAGGAGAAUUCGCUAAUCAUCUUCCUGAUUAUCAAAAAAUUGAGAUAAUGAUGUUUAUUAUGAGUAAAGUUCCGUGCAGUCAACCUGAUCGUUUCAUUACUGUUGGAAAAGGAGAUGUGUUAUUACAAAGUAUACUUUUAAAAUCUUUGUUGAAGGUUGGUACGAAGUAUCAAACUAUUCACUUGAAUACAACAUUCCCACCAAGUUUUUUGGAGCCUUUAUUACGAAUGUCUCUCGUGGCCGACUCUGAGAUGAGGCUUUUAGUGCAAAAAAUUUUCCAUACAUUAAUCGACAGGCAUCAUAAUAUUAAUAAGCUCACAAAGCCAACAGUCAAUAUAUCGGAUCUUGAUCUUGCUGUUAACAAAUUAUCUCGUCCAGAUGUUAUAUUCAUUCGAAAACAUGGCCCCGAAAUAUAUUUAACACUCUAUGAAUCAAUAGAACUUUCUAGUAAUACCGUCGAAAACAUAGAAGCAAUAUACACAACAUUGGCUCUUCUUAUCGUUGAAUUGGCGUCUGAAGAAACUGUUCUAGAACAGUUAAGACUUAUUUUGAGUCUUCAAGAUCUCGCUAUAACUAAUAGUCAACUCAGUGUAACAUUGAAAUUGAACUUACAUGCGAUUGUUGUGAGUCUAUUGAUUCUUAUUUCUCAUGUUUGUAACUUAAGUCUUCUCAUUGAUUAUAGUGAAAAAUACAACACUUUACACUAUGCUAAAAUACCGCAGGCUUGCCGCAAAUUUACGAUUAUUAAAGCUCGAGAAAAAGAAGGGGCGUAUCUAUUGCCACCGCUAAAAUCACAUUACGAUAAUGAUUUGCCGAUCAAAUUUUCUAGUUCUAUGGUAAUUGACCAAAGUAUAGUUACUGAGUACUUAAAAAUAGCCGGUUUCGACAUUGGCAAGUUACAGCAAGGUUCAAAAUAUAAUAGCAGUUCGCUACAACAUCGUCAUUCUUGGGUUGACACUGCUGGACGCACUUCAAUUACAGACAUUAAUACUAGUAGUGUAGAGUUAGAUAGCGGAGGAUCAUCACCAGGAAUGCAGAAAAAGUUAGUUGUCGAAGAGUUAACGUUUGAAAGUAUGAAAAAAAUAUUAACUGAAUCUAAAAACAAUCAGAAUGAAGAUGAAGAAAAAAGAGUACAACUAUCAGAAUAUUUCAGAAACGCCUCCUUCCAAGAUCUGAUUCUAAAAACUCAACCUCAACACGACGUAUUGCAGAGUAAACUAUCUGAUAUAUUUAAUUCAUUAACAAUGGAGCCAAGAAAUUCAUCUCAACAGAAUAUUCAAACAGUUGAUACCAAACUAAAUCAAACACCAGCAUAUGAAAUUCAUUUUCCUGAAUUAUUUGUUUACUAAAUUUUACAGUUAAUAGUUUGUUAAAGCAUGUUCUUAUUUUGUAUUUGGUGCGGUAGAUUAAUGUUUAUAGCUGUAGAGUGUACAUUCAGAGUCUUGAAAGUUAAUUAAAUCGCGUGGAUCCGAAUCACGGUAAAUUACCGACUUUCACCGCAAAAUAACGCAUUUUACUGCAACUUUGCCGCAUUUCAUAAUUUGCGCUAAACUGCCGUAUUUUUACCGUAAGGCAGUUAAAUACUUCACUUAACGGUAAAAUGUCGUAAUUUACCGCAAUUAUUCCGAAUACUGUAAUUACGAUAAUUUGAAAUUUACGGUAUUUUACCGUGAUUCGGAUCCGCUAGGGAUGAGUCGAAAAACAUAGUAACUUGAGAAAAAAUGGUAUGAUCUGAUUCUAUAUUAUUAUAUCUAACCGGUUGAAUAUUAGAUCCAAAUAUUGGCAGGAUCCAACUACAUAUAUUAUAUCUUUAUAAAUAAUUAUACAUGAUUUUGUAUAAUUAUAUAUUACCAGAUCUAAGAAUUUUUUCUCAGAUAAACUUUGAAAUAAUAUAAAUAAUUAAAUAUUAAAAUUACUUUCUACUAUUACAGUUACAUGUCGUAAUCGUCAAUAAUCAUAAUUAUUAUUAACGAUUUGCUCCUUUUGUCGAUAUAAAUUUAAUUAUCGUUUUCACUGGGAUUUGAACUCGGAUUCUUUUGCGUAUCAAUUGAACCUCAUACUAAUUCACGUACUCAAUAUUUAGAGUAUUUAGAAUGUUUAUAAAUUUAUCACGAAAAUCUUAUCAAUCGUAACAAUAACUAAGCUAAUUAUUCAAAUGUAAAUUGACAUUAAAAGACUCAAAAAGUACAUC